AUGGCAGCCGAAAAGAUCCCAAUACCGAAGCCAGGCGAGGGAGAGCCGAUCGUCUUUUUUGAUAUCACACUUGGUGGUGAACCACUUGGCCGAAUAAAGUUCCACCUCUUUGCCAACACCGUGCCCAAGACGGCCGAAAACUUUCGACAAUUCUGCACCGGCGAGCAUAAAGCCCCCAACGGCCGCGCUCAGGGCUACAAGGGCAGCAAGUUCCACAGAGUGAUCAAGAACUUCAUGGCGCAGGGCGGCGACUUCCUCAACGCAGACGGCACGGGUUCCACGUCGAUCUACAACAACUCGGCGUUUGCGGACGAGUCGUUCGUGCACAAGCACACUGCGCCGGGUCUGCUGUCGAUGGCGAACUCCGGGCCGAAUACCAAUGGUUGUCAGUUUUUCAUCACGUGUGCGCCCACGCCGUUCCUCGAUGGGAAACAUGUCGUGUUUGGCCAGGUCGCCGAGGGGAUGGACGUCGUCAGGAUGAUUGAGAAUGUUAGGACUGCCGGUGCUGGUGGGCGUGGUUCGGGCGAGAGGCCUGUUCAGGACGUGAGGAUUAGUGAGUGUGGAGAGAUGUGA
Molecule: messenger RNA, 573 nt
Organism: Exophiala bonariae
Lineage: Eukaryota; Fungi; Ascomycota; Eurotiomycetes; Chaetothyriales; Herpotrichiellaceae
Gene: CYP3
Product: Peptidyl-prolyl cis-trans isomerase H
Exons: 3
Coding region: 1-573 (190 amino acids)
Biological process (GO): protein folding; protein peptidyl-prolyl isomerization
Cellular component (GO): intracellular membrane-bounded organelle
Molecular function (GO): peptidyl-prolyl cis-trans isomerase activity
Source: RefSeq, a predicted model, not a curated record